AUGAGGGCCAUGCAUCCCACGGCGACGACGACGGCCGAUGAAGGGAUUCGUCGCCCCAAGGCGUGCGCCGCGACAAAGUCAAAUGGGCUCCCGCCCCCGCUCCCCGGCAAGAGAGUCUGCCGCGGUGGCCGUUUGGAUGUGGAUGCGGGGGCCUUUGACGACGGCGGCCCUGGCGUGGGAGGGCUCGUCGUCGUCGAGGCAAUGCCGCCGCCCGUGACUGUCGGAGUUGGCAUCGUCACCGGCGUCGACGACGUGGAUGCCGUCGACGUGGAUGCUGUCGACGUGGGAUCCGGGUUUGCCGAGAUGGAUUCCCUCGUCCGAGUCGACGGCGGCGUCGUCGUCGCAGGGUCUGGCGGGAUUCUCGUAAAGCUCUUUCGAUUGCUCGACGGCGGUUGCGUGCGAGUCGUCGUCGUCGAUUUGCCGUCGACGUUCCCUCGGCAGAGGGCGUCGACGAGGCUGCCAUUCUGCCCUUGGCGGAAUAGGGUGUCCAGGCCGACGCUCACCAGGGUGCAUGAUGCUUGUAUCUUGAUCUCGACACUCUUCAAGCUCUCGCGGCACUCCCGAGAGCACACCUUGGCCGCGAUGCAGCCGAGCGGCAGGGAGAGCGAGGACAGCGCCUCGAAGCUGGACAGUGUCAAAGUCGUCGACGAUGCCGUGCCGGCCAGCAGCAAAACGUCGACCAUCCGUUUCUUCAUCGUGCCGGUCCGGAGCAUGGCGCAGCCCCUCGACGCAGCCACAGACGACGGGUUUGAAGGGAGCUUUGUUGGCCGAGGAAAUGCACAGCCGCCGACGAUGGUAGCCGACGAUCAGGACGAGGGCGAACCCCGCGGUUUCGGAAUGCGGGAAAAGGGUCGAUCUGGCUUUCGUUUACCAAACACCACUGCAAACACCUUUGUGCGUGGCCAUGCGAAACACCAACCGUCACACGUGCCACCGUCGACUCGGUUCGACAGCCACUGGCGACUCUCCCCUCUCCGCCGACGAGGGGGCUCCUACCUCGGUCGGUGUUUGCGAGUUCCGUACGCCUUGAGCGUCGGAAUUCACCAUGAUGCCUCGUGGAUCGUCCACCUUGCUGCCUGCCGUCUUGUUCCGCCGAACCCAACUCGUGCUGCUCCGUCGUACGUGCGGCCGACGGAAGGGGAAGCGAGAAAGACCCUUCUCCGGCUCGGCCCGGCUCGGUUGGAGAAUCAAGGAACAAGGCGAGCAGAGCUUGUUCUGAACACUCGUCACGAACGACCGAGGCCCCUGCUCAAGUUUGUCGCCUUUCACUUUCCACUUUUCUGGUCAUGA
Drechmeria coniospora is the source of this 1290-nucleotide messenger RNA. RefSeq lists its product as uncharacterized. The transcript has 2 exons. NCBI's taxonomy places the organism in Eukaryota, Fungi, Ascomycota, Sordariomycetes, Hypocreales, Ophiocordycipitaceae. Bases 1 to 1290 code for a protein of 429 amino acids. The record is from RefSeq and is a predicted model, not a curated record.